GAGUCCUUUUGGAGGCGCUACACAGCCGGUGACCACUGUUCUCCAUCUCCAUGUCAGAACGGUGCCACCUGCACUAGCCACGCCUCCUCCUACACCUGUAAAUGUGCGCCUGGUUACCAUGGACGCAACUGUGACAAAGUGCGUCUGAUGCACGGUGGCUGUCGUCAUAGAAACGGAGGCUGCGAACAUUUCUGCAGCGAGUUCUCCCACCGCCGCCACGCCUGCACCUGCGCACCAGGGUACCACCUGGACCUGGACAACAGCACCUGCACACCUGAGGACCCGGUCCCCUGUGGUAGACCACUGGUCCACUUCAGCCCCAGAGUCAUCAACGGACACAUCUGUCCAAAAGGACACUGUCCAUGGCAGGCGCUCCUGUCGGAGAACCACCAGUACAUCUGUGGUGCCAUCGUGCUGUCUCCCAGGUGGAUGCUCACUGCUGCUCACUGCGUCUCCUCUAAACCCUCGGCUGUCUUCCACGUCACUGUCGGUGAACACGACCGCAACCAGGACGAGAAGACGGAGCAGAAGAGGCGGGUGGACCGAGUCCUGAUCCACCCCGGGUACAACCAGUCCAGCUCCGACAGCGACCUGGCCCUGCUCCGGCUCUACCACCCGGUCAAACUGGGCCGUUACGUGGUCCCCAUCUGCCUGCCGGCCCGGAACAGCACGGCCACCCGGACCCUGGCCACCGUGCGCCUGUCCACCGUGUCGGGGUGGGGUCGCCUGGCGGUCCACGGCUCCGCCUCCGACCUCCUGCAGCGCCUGGAGAUCCCCAGGGUUCCGCUGCAGGAGUGUCGCCUGCACACCCGCCUCAACAUCACCAGGAACAUGCUCUGCGCCGGUGUCAAGGCCGGAGGGAAGGACUCCUGCGAGGGCGACAGUGGCGGUCCGCUGGUCACCAAGUACCGCAAGACCUGGUUCCUGACGGGCGUGGUCAGCUGGGGCAAAGGCUGCGCCCACGCCAACAUGUACGGCGUCUACACCAAGGUCAGCAACUUCCUGUCCUGGAUCGAACGCACCAUGUCCACCCCGUAAGACCACCAGGACCGGACCACC
This is a messenger RNA of Sphaeramia orbicularis (orbiculate cardinalfish), 1059 nucleotides long. RefSeq names its product coagulation factor VII, like (gene f7l). Lineage: Eukaryota; Metazoa; Chordata; Actinopteri; Kurtiformes; Apogonidae. Gene Ontology annotation, molecular function: serine-type endopeptidase activity; calcium ion binding. The annotation marks the transcript as partial. The transcript is spliced from 6 exons. Gene Ontology annotation, biological process: proteolysis. The record is from RefSeq and is a predicted model, not a curated record.